This is a messenger RNA of Xenopus laevis (African clawed frog), 661 nucleotides long. Its product is annotated as pentraxin fusion protein-like. The transcript has 4 exons. Lineage: Eukaryota; Metazoa; Chordata; Amphibia; Anura; Pipidae. Bases 44 to 565 code for a protein of 173 amino acids. The record is from RefSeq and is a predicted model, not a curated record.
CCCAGGGUAAGAAGAUACAGAGAACAGGUUUGCACCAGCAAGAAUGAAGUGCAUGGUGGUUCUGUUGGCGUGUGCAGCUGCUGGGUUGGCACAGUCAUGUGCCCCCCAGCCAGGAGCACAAAAUCUGGCAAAAUCCGGUGCCGUCAGGCAAAGCUCCAUCUAUUCGGCCCUUUACCCAGCUGAAAAGGCAAUUGAUGGCAUAAAAGAGACAAAUUCAUUUACACGCCCUUGUGCCAUUACUGCAUAUGAGAAAGGAGCAUGGUGGCAGGUGGAUCUGAGGAAUUCCUACAAAGUUGGUUCUGUGGUCAUAGUGAACAGAGGAGACUGUUGCAGUGACCGGCUGAAAGGAGCUGAGAUUCGUGUUGGAAACUCGGCAAAUAAUAACAACCAAGUAUGUGCCACCAUCACCAACAUCUCCCAAACCACCAUCACUGUAUGCUGUAACGGGAUGGAGGGUCGCUAUCUGAGCAUUGUUAUUCCCGGGCGGAAUGAAUAUCUCCAACUCUGUGAAGUGGAAGUUUAUGGGGAAGAAUCUAAAAAUGAAGGACAAAAGCUUUGUUGGUAGCCACACGUUACAUUAGUGAGGGGUCUCCAGCAGAAAUCAAGAGAAAAUAAAUAUAAUAUAUCUGUAGUGUUUGGUGUGUUGGUGAAAAUGUGCUGC